Molecule: messenger RNA, 1881 nt
Organism: Hippocampus zosterae (dwarf seahorse)
Lineage: Eukaryota; Metazoa; Chordata; Actinopteri; Syngnathiformes; Syngnathidae
Product: retinoic acid receptor beta-like
Exons: 8
Coding region: 126-1451 (441 amino acids)
Biological process (GO): retinoic acid receptor signaling pathway; cellular response to corticotropin-releasing hormone stimulus; regulation of transcription by RNA polymerase II
Cellular component (GO): nucleus; transcription regulator complex
Molecular function (GO): nuclear glucocorticoid receptor binding; nuclear receptor activity; zinc ion binding
Source: RefSeq, a predicted model, not a curated record
UUUUUUUGGUUUUGCUUCAAGACAACAAACUCUGUUGCUUGUGCUCCACGACGCGCUGACGCCGACAAAGAAAACCACCUAAUUGGCAACAACAAGACGAGCAAUAAGACAAAGAAGACGAAAAGAUGUUCGACUAUAUGGACCUUCAGGUGUUCGGCAGCGCGGAGCCGGCGGUGACGGCCGGCAGCCCGGACUGCACAGGCCGGCGUCGCCUGGAGCGUCACUCGGAGCAAAACCGCCGUGGGCAGCGGCGCAGUGCGGCCGAACAUCCCGAGCUCUUCCCCGGACACUGGCAGUCCGUGGUAAACCCCAGCAGCUUGCCCAGUUGCGAGCACGCGUUGAGCAACUGCGCCGCCUCCCCUCCGCCACCUCGCACCUACAAACCCUGCUUCAUCUGCCAGGACAAGUCAUCAGGGUACCACUACGGAGUCAGCGCCUGUGAGGGCUGCAAGGGUUUCUUUCGCCGCAGCGUCCAGAAGAAAAUGUCUUACACGUGUCAGCGAGACAGGAAGUGUGUCAUCACCAAGGUGACCAGGAACACGUGUCAGUACUGCAGGCUACACAAGUGUUUGGCUGUCGGCAUGUCCCAACAAUCGGUGAGGAAUGACAGAACGAGUCAGAAGAAGGCCAAGAAGGAGGACGAGGUUCCAAAGAUGGCCAUCGGCGACACGUACGAGAUGACGGCCGAGCUGGACGCCAUCGUGGAGAAGAUCUGCAGGGCACACAGGGACACGUUCCCACCUCUGCGCCAACUCGGACAAUACACCACAAAGUCCAGCUCUGAGCAGAGGAUCCGGUUGGACUUGGGUCUUUGGGACAAGUUCAGCGAGCUGGCCACCAGGUGCAUCGUCAAGGUGGUCGAGUUUGCCAAGAGGGUGCCCGGGUUUACCAGCCUCCACAUGGCCGACCAGAUCACCCUGCUUAGGGCCGCCUGCCUGGACAUGCUGAUUCUGAGGAUUUGUGCUCGCUACACACCCGACAAGGACACCAUGACCUUCUCGGACGGCCUGACCCUAACGCGAACUCAGAUCCACAAUGCCGGCUUUGGGCCGCUCACAGAUCCGGUUUUCACCUUCGCUGGACAGAUGGUGCCUCUGGAGAUGGAUGAUGUCGAGAGCGGACUCCUCAGCGCCAUCUGCCUCGUCUCCGGGGAUCGGCAGGACCUGAAGGAGCCGUCCAAGGUGGAGGUUCUACAGGAGCCUCUGCUGGAGGCACUGAAAAUCUACUCGCGAAAACGUCGACCCAGUGCACAACUCCUGUUCCCCAGGGCGCUCAUGAAGAUAACAGACUUGCGCAACAUCAGCGCAAAAGGAGCUGAGCGUGUGGUCACACUGAAGAUGGAAAUCCCAGGCGCCAUGCCACCUCUGAUUCAGGAGAUGCUGGACGAGGUCCCGGAAAACAAAGACGAUAGCCAACUCUCGGACGGUCGAGGGAUGAGCUCGUCAACUUGACCAUCUCAGGAAACAACAAGAAAAAAAGCUAACCUUUUCUAAGAUUUUCCGUAUGUAUUUAUAUUGCUCAUACAGCUCAUGGAUCUAUUUUACCUCAUGUUAAAUGUCAGGGUUAGCUUCUGGACACUUUGCACCUUUUACAGGCAUUAAAAAGGUCCAAAAUGGUCACGAGCGAAAGAAGCAGUAUUACGGUCCCAUUCCUUUGGGUACUAAACUCCAGUUUCCACAGAGUAGCAAGUAUAAAAUCUGCUCUGUGACACUUUUGGGCGCCAUCAAAAAAGGGCGGGGCUCGACACAAUGCUACGUUUUGAUUGGUGUCCCAAGAAUGAGCACUUGCAAUUGGGUCAUGAAGACAAAAAAAAAAAAGACCAUCUUCACUUUUUUUUGUGAAGUUUACAUUUGACAAGUGAUAAGAAUGUACCUGUACAUU